GGGCGCUCGAGAAAGAUCGAUGUGAGAUACUUUCCCCGCCCGAUAUAUGCCUUCAUGGGGUGGGGACCGGCAAUGCUGACUAGAUUGAACACAGGUCGGUAUCGUAUCGGAUGUCGGGCUUGCAGCUCAGGCUCUCACAGCUGCGGCAUCCAAGUCGUCUGCUAAGGCGAGCAGCGAGUGGGUGGAUAAGGCCAUGGUGUUAAAGAAGCCAAGCAUUCACUCGGCUGGAAACGAAGACGACCCAGUGAUCAUUGAGGAAAACGACCGGAUGCAUCCCUACCAUGGCGUAAAGGCCUUCUUUCAAUCUCUGCCCGAAGACAGCAUUCUGUGCAUGGACGGCGGCGAGUGCGGCGGAUGGGCUCUGCAGUCUCUAAACGAGGCGAGAGCGGGACUGUCGAUGGUGACGACUGGAUAUCUAGGCUUCCUGGGCAACGGUUUUGGAUACUCGCUUGGUGCCGCUGUCGCCGCGCCAGAUAAGCUAGUCGUCAACCUCCACGGAGACGGCAGCGCGGGCUUCCACAUUGGCGAGCUCGACACCUACGCCAAGUUUGGCCUCAACAUCCUCACAGUCGUGGUUAACAACAGCGUCUGGGGUAUGUCGCAAGCCGGACAGAACCUGAUUUACGGGGAGAAGACGCCGCAGCGGCCGUGCGUGGCGAUGAACCCAAAGGUCAAGUACGAGAUCGUCGCGCAAGGGUUCGGGUGUGACGGGGCGGUAGUGGACGUCGUCAAGGAGAAUGGCGCCAGCAACGGGCCCAAGACGUUGGAGUCUGUCAAGGUUGCGGUGAGGACCUUGACGAGCGCGAGGCAGCCUUCGUUGCUGAAUUUGAAGGUUUCUGAUGUGCCGUAUCAGAAUACUACGAAGGCCAUGGUCGGAGGAAGUAGUGAUCCCAACAUCAUUGUCGUACCAUAUUACGACAAUCUUCCCAGACCGUACUAUAAGAAGUCUGGGAAUAGUGUGGCUGCGUCUGCGAAUGCAACUUCCGCGUCGAAGGAGGAGAGCUUUGUCGAAGGCCACGGUACAAUUCAGUAAGAAGCAAUACAUGUAUUGACUCAAGGUAUUGGGAAAUUAGUAUGUACGAUGGCUUCA
Messenger RNA from Colletotrichum acutatum, 1090 nucleotides. RefSeq names its product benzaldehyde lyase. Gene Ontology annotation, cellular component: acetolactate synthase complex. NCBI's taxonomy places the organism in Eukaryota, Fungi, Ascomycota, Sordariomycetes, Glomerellales, Glomerellaceae. The transcript has 3 exons. The record is from RefSeq and is a predicted model, not a curated record. Gene Ontology annotation, biological process: L-valine biosynthetic process. Bases 194 to 1033 code for a protein of 279 amino acids. Gene Ontology annotation, molecular function: acetolactate synthase activity; thiamine pyrophosphate binding; magnesium ion binding.